AUUUCAGUUCCUCUCCUCCCCGACCUUAAAAUUCCACCUCCGUCCCAGAAGCUCCCUCUACUGGACUGGAGCAGCCUCUAGUUUUCUCUCAAACGCCGACGCGAACAUGGCGGUGACGGACUUCUUCGCAGGCGAGAUAGCCACCGAGCUCCUGAAACAGCUCAUCACCAUCUCCAGGAAAUCCGCGAGCUGCCGGUCAAGCGCGGAGCAGCUGAUCGUGUACAUACGGGAGCUCCUUCCCAUCAUCCAAGAAAUCAAGCUCACCGGCAACGAGCUUCCCCAGCACCGCCAGCGCCAGCUUGAUACCUUCUCCCAGGCACUCUCCGGCGGCCUGGAACUGGCCAACAAAGUCCUCAACUCUCCCCGUUGGAAUGUCUACCGGAACAUACGAUUAGCCCGGAAAAUGGAGAAGCUGGAGAAGACCAUCUCAAGAUUCAUGGAGGGGCCCGUUCAGGCGCACGUGCUGGCUGAUGUGCAUCACGUGAGGGUGGACAUGGAGGAGAGGUUUGAUCGGCUGGAGUGGCAGUUGGGAGCCAUGAAGAUUGGUGCGGACGGUGAUGGGGGGUGGUUGGGAGCGGCGGUGAAGAGGGUGGAGGAGGAGCAGAGGUGGUGCGAGGAUAAUUUGGUAAAUUUGGGUGGCACUGGAUUGGAGCUUGGGAAGAUGAAGUUGAAGCAGAUGCUGCUGACCGAGGAAUUCAGUGUUGUUGGGAUUCAUGGGAUUGGUGGAAUUGGCAAAACCACUCUCGCUAGAGAAAUUUGCAAAGAUGAAGAGAUCAAGAGUUAUUUCAACAACAGAGUCUUCUUUCUGACAGUAUCUCAAUCUCCAAAUGUGGAGCAAUUGAGGUCAAGAAUAUUGGGAAUGGUAACAGGAAACACCAUUGUGGGUCAUGGAGAUAGAUCUCCACAAAUGAAUCUACGGUAUGAUGUGGGAGCUUCGGCGCGAGUUCUUCUGGUUCUUGAUGAUGUUUGGACACAGUCUGUUCUUGAACAACUACUGAUAAAGAUUCCUGGUUGCAAAAUAUUGGUAGUUUCGAGGUUGAAAUUCCCUCCAUCGGUUGUCAAUUGCUCCUAUGAAUUGGAUUUGUUGACUGAGAAUGAGGCAGUGUCCUUGUUCUGCCACUUUGCUUUCGGACAAAUGUCGAUACCUCUUGAUGCUGAUAAGGAGCUGGUUAAGCAGGUUGUGGAUGAAUGCAAGAGACUUCCAUUGGCUCUGAAGGUGAUUGGAGCUUCACUAAAGGGCCAGUCGGAGAUGUUCUGGACGAGCGCCAAGAACCGGUUAUCACGGGGGCAACCUCUGUGUGAGUCCCAUGAAGUUCAGUUACUCGAACGAAUGAAACUGAGCAUUGAUUAUCUGUCUGAGAGGGAGAGGGAAUGUUUCUUGGACUUAGGUGCCUUCCCAGAAGACAAGAGAAUCCCACUCGAUAUACUCAUCAACAUGUGGGUGGAGCUACACGAUAUAGAUGAACAAGAAGCUUUUGCUGUCCUGGUUCAGCUUUCCGACAAAAAUCUCCUUACCCUUGUGAAAGAUGCAAGAGCUGGAGAUAAAUACAGCAGUUACUAUGAGAUUUCAGUUUAUCAGCAUGAUGUAUUGAGAGAUCUUGCAAUACAUCUAAGCAAUGUGGGCAGUGUAAAUCAAAGGAGGAGAUUACUCAUGCCAAGAAGAGAAGCAGGGCUCCCAAAAGACUGGGAGAGACACGUUGAUGAGCCCUUCAGUGCCCGAGUUAUUUCAAUACAUACAGGUGAAAUGAGUGAGAUGGACUGGUUAAGAAUGGACUGCCCGAAAACUGAGGUCCUGGUACUAAAUUUUGCAUCAGACGGGUACUUUCUGCCUCCAUUCCUUGACAACAUGCCCAAGCUCAGGGCCCUGAUACUGAUAAACUGCAGCACUUCCAACAGCGUCCUCCACAACACCACCGUUUUCAGCAGCUUAACUAAUUUGAGAAGCCUCUGGUUCGAAAAGAUCUCUCUCCCUCUACUACCCGACACCACAAUUCCCCUCAAAAACCUGCAGAAAGUCUCGCUCGUGCUAUGCGAUAUAAGUAAAAGCGUUAAUCGUUCAGCUGUCGAUCUCCCUCACCUCUUCCCCCGGCUGUCAGAGCUCACAAUGGAUCACUGCAUCAACUUAACCGAGCUGCCCUCAAGCAUCUGCCAAAUGCAGACACUCAAGAGCCUGAGUGUCACCAAUUGUGACAGUCUCCAAGAACUGCCGUCGGAUUUGGGGAAACUCAGCUUCCUCCAAAUCCUAAGACUAUCCGCCUGUCCGAAUCUGAGGCGGCUUCCACCAGGAGUUGGCAACCUCAUUCAGCUCAAAUACCUCGACGUUUCACAAUGCGUUAACAUGGGAUGCCUGCCUGAGGGAAUUGGUGGAUGUGCAAGCCUGGAAAAGAUUGAUAUGAGAGAGUGCCCACAGAUGAGGAGUUUGCCGGUGUCGGUGGCGUCGCUGCCGUCUCUCCGCCGUGUCAUUUGUGAUGAAGAGGUUUCUUGGCUGUGGAAAGACGUGGAGAAGGGCCGACCAGGUCUUUGUCAGGUCCCACAGGAGUGUUUUACCUUGGACUGGCUGGCUGAGUAAUCCAUUUCCAGUUGUUUGUUUCUUUAGCAGGUUGCCCGGAAUCUAACCCCUGUUCUUGGGAGUGUAGGCUGUAAAUAUGGAUAAUCCCAUCUGGAUAAGAAUCAGUGAGUAUCUACCUCACUGCUUUGAUUUUA
Sesamum indicum (sesame) is the source of this 2703-nucleotide messenger RNA. It is a transcript of the gene ADR1-L1, whose product is annotated as ADR1-like 1. NCBI's taxonomy places the organism in Eukaryota, Viridiplantae, Streptophyta, Magnoliopsida, Lamiales, Pedaliaceae. The record is from RefSeq and is a predicted model, not a curated record. Gene Ontology annotation, molecular function: ADP binding.